Messenger RNA from Cuscuta epithymum, 698 nucleotides. The record is from the annotation of a GenBank genome assembly. Lineage: Eukaryota; Viridiplantae; Streptophyta; Magnoliopsida; Solanales; Convolvulaceae.
CAAGGAGGCAGUAUUUUCUAUGUAUCCAGAUAAGUCGCCAGGGCCGGACCGCAUGAGCCCAAGAUUCUUUCAACACUUCUGGGAUGUGAUUGGACCGGAUGUGGUGGACUACUGCAGAACUGCCUUUGAAUCAGGAAGGCUACCCGAUAAGGCCUCACAAGCCGAAGCUUUGACCAUACGGGGGAUUUUACAAGCGUAUGAAUCAGCCUCCGGUCAAAUGAUAAAUUUCAAUAAAUCUAAAUUCUUUUUUAGUGCCAAUGUGACAGACUAUGUUAAGAAGGAGCAGACAGAUUCGUUGCAAGUUGGAUCUGCCGGGGAGGAGGAGAGGUACUUGGGCUUACCGGCGAUGUUUGGGAAAGGUAAAAGGGAGAUCCUUGGGUAUUUGAGGAAUCGGGUAAUUAAAAAACUCCAGAAUUGGAAUAAGAGAUUUCUUUCGAAGGCUGGGAGGGAGAUUCUUUUGAAAACAGUUAUUCAGGCCAUGCCGACUUACGCAAUGAAUGUUUUCUUUUUACCCGUUGACCUCUGUCGAGAAAUUGAAGUAAUAAUGAAUGGGAAUUGGUGGAAUGGUCAUGCUGGGAAAGGGAUUCGCUGGAGGAGCUGGGAUUUUAAGUGUAGACCAAAAACAGUAGUGGGAUGGGAUUCAGGAAGGUCAGGGAGGGCAGCGACCUGGUGCAGGGAGGCGGAAAGUUAACGUGGAU